AUGACUGGUCAUGAGAUGAUCGUCGUGGUGGGGGCCGGUGUCAUUGGUCUCUCAACAGCCCUCCUCAUUCAAGAAAAUCUGACAAGCCAGCAAUCACUUCUUCUUGUGGCGAAAGAGUUCCCCUGGAACAGCUCGAUCAACUAUGCCUCCCCGUGGGCGGGUGCGCAUUACCGUCCGGUGCCGGGUUCCUCGCCGCAGGCCCUCCGUGAAGCCGGUCAGGCAAAACGAACGUUCGAGCAUCUCCGGUCACUUGCUGUGACCGAACCUGCUGCUGGCAUCCAGAUGCUCCAGGGUGUUGAGCACCUAGAGGUACCUCCAGUUGAAUAUAUGGACGCCCAGAGCGUCAGGAAUGUCUACUCUCACCUCCCCAACUUUCGAUAUCUGAGUCAGAACGAGCUUCCCGCGGGCGUGAAAUGGGGGGUCACGUAUGGGACAUACGUGGUCAACUCGCCCGUAUAUUGUGCGUAUAUGCUGCGUAAAUUCAUACUGAAGGGAGGUUUUACGCGGCAGUACACUCUCAUGAAUAUCAGAGAAGCAUUUGCUCUCGCCGACAAUGUGAAAACAGUGGUGAACUGCUCUGGAUCUGGGUUCGACGACCCUAAGUCUUUUAUAAUCCGAGGUACGUCCGCUGUUGUAUUUGCUCUUGAAUUAGACAGCGAAGCUUUACUUGAAGAUUGCACUCCUCCGUUUCCAUUUCAGAAGAAAAUACAAUUGCUGACAUUAAAAAAAGGUCAAACAUGCUUGGUGCGCAAUCCUGUCUCUGCCACGAUCACCCGCCAAGGUAGGGACGGAUCGUGGUCGUUUUGUAUUCCUCGCCCAUUGGACGGUGGAACCGUCAUUGGAGGUACCAAACAGCCUCACGAUUGGGAUCCCAAUCCCUCCCCAGAGACCAGGGCUCAACUCCUUGCCAACGCCGCCCAAUGGUUCCCCUUCACCCCGGAAAGCGGCCGCCAAUUUGAUGUGAUCGAGGACAUCGUGGGGCGGCGGCCCGCCCGUGAAGGCGGGAUGCGGAUUGAGGUGGAGACCCUCGAGACGGGGAAGAAUAUUGUCCAUGCCUACGGCGCUGGGGGACGAGGGUUUGAAUUAUCGAGAGGUGUCGCUGAAGACGCGACUGCAUUGAUGUUUGAGAAGGGACUGCUAGCUGCUCGGACCAAGCCUUCUCUGUAA
Molecule: messenger RNA, 1167 nt
Organism: Penicillium diatomitis
Lineage: Eukaryota; Fungi; Ascomycota; Eurotiomycetes; Eurotiales; Aspergillaceae
Product: FAD-dependent oxidoreductase
Exons: 2
Coding region: 1-1167 (388 amino acids)
Molecular function (GO): D-amino-acid oxidase activity; FAD binding
Source: RefSeq, a predicted model, not a curated record